AUGGAGCUGGAAAACUUUGCGUUUCAGAAUGAGGAAGAAAUCGAUUUGUACAUGGAGUAUCUUAAGACCCUGGAGCAACUCAGUGAGUUCAAUUUGACUGAGUCGCACCAUGCUCCCCGAGAUCCUUCUGAUGUGGGACAAGGCGCCAGCAACGAAGGCCAGGGUGAUCUGAGCAGCCUGGCUGAGAAGUGGGGCAUCAACACUCCACAUGGGACCUCUGUGGCAGGUGAUCCUACGCCUGUUUGGGUAGCUGAGUCGAUGCCAUAUGCCCAUGACAAUGCUGACACCCAAGCCGAACUGGUUCCAUCGGCGGAACUGGUCAAUACGAUCGAGAACCACAUGGCUUUGGCCAAGGAAGAUAAAGCUCUUGCUGCUCAUGUUGGGGGUUCGACUGACCAUGAUGCUGACAACAUGACCAACAAUGGUGAAGGUAGCACGGCCCCACAUACCCAAAACUCAGAAGCCCCAUGUUUUCCUGAAGUGCCAGACACAGCCCUCACCAGGCGAAAUCAAUUUCGGAUGAAGAGAACCAUCAAGGAAGAGAAGGAGCAGAAAAAGGCACAGAAAGGAAAGGGCAAAGGAAAAGGCAAGGGAGGAAAGGGACGAGGAAAAGGCAAGAGAGGAUCAAAAGGAAAAGGUAAAAGCAGCAAGAAGCAUGCAAAGACCAACAAGAAAGCCAACAAGUUGCGCAACUCCAAGCGUAGGUCAGCCAGAAAGGCCAAAGCAAGGAGAGCAGCCUUAGCGAACAGAAACCGCAGCUUGAGCGACAGCAGCAGUGAAACACAGGGCCCUUGUGAUGCUGAAGAACAUACACUCCAGGAGACACAUGCAUCCUAUCGAGAGCAAGCCCAGCAGCCGGAGCAAACACAUGACCAAUCUCACAGCAAUUCCACUGGCAAACCUACGAAGAAAUCUUCCAACAGCAAGGGAAAGAAUCGUAAGACAACCGAGACCAGCAAGAAGAAAAGCAAGGUUUCCAAGGUGUCCAAGGUUUCCCGCUCUACCCGCCAAAAGAGUGGUGGCACUGAUGAGGUUCAUCCCCAGGCAGCCCGCCCAAAGGCAAAGGCAAAGGCAAAGGCGAAGACACAAGCAAAAAGCAGAGCACGCAAAGCCCGAGUUCCAACGGCCCCAGCUCAGGAUCCAGCUGACGUGAGUUUAGGGCCAGAGCCAGCUGAAGUGGCUGAACCGGUUGUGGCGGCUGAGCCAGUUGCACAGCCAGCCAUGGCUGGGAAUGUUGUGGGGGUUGACCAGGAUGAGGUGGGUUCAGUGGUGGCUGAGGCAGGUGAUAAUGUGACGGGCCCCUUGGUUGAUGAGUUCCGUGCAAAGGCAAAGUCUAUGUACACGAAGUGCCAUGUCCCCGGACAUCCGGGCUGUGUCUCUGACCAUUUGGGUGAAGAGAUGCCCCAGGCUGAUGGAUUUCAAUUCAGUGUCUAUUGGUCCCGGAAGGCAGUUGGGGUCAAGAUCUUGGAAUCCCUCCUCAGGAAUAGCCUUCGCAAAGGCAAAAAUGCGUAUCAACAGAUUGCUUACUUCAGUGGGGGCACCUGUUCCCAUGUGAACAUCGAAGCUGCACGUGUUUAUGUCCAGGAGCUUUCGCAGCAGAUGAAUGCACCCAAUGGUCCUGACCCAUCAUCAGCUUCGAUGCGGGCAUUUGCAGAUUCAUUGAAGAGUGCGAGGGCACAGGCUUUUCGUGAGGUGACUGACCAACAAACUGAGUGA
This is a messenger RNA of Cladocopium goreaui, 1716 nucleotides long. The record is from the annotation of a GenBank genome assembly. NCBI's taxonomy places the organism in Eukaryota, Dinophyceae, Suessiales, Symbiodiniaceae.